Pelobates cultripes (western spadefoot toad) is the source of this 816-nucleotide messenger RNA. NCBI's taxonomy places the organism in Eukaryota, Metazoa, Chordata, Amphibia, Anura, Pelobatidae. The record is from the annotation of a GenBank genome assembly.
AUGGCCUUCCCUACACUACAAGCCAACUACAAGAUACCCAACUCCUUUAUGUUCCAAUUCAUACAACUAAAGAGCAUUGUGCACACCAAGGUGACACUGAAACUCCCGACAACUCCACUACAAGGGACCCACACAUUGACUAUCAUUACAAGAUGCAUGUCGGCACCGACAAAACCCAAGUCACUAUCCCUAUGUUAUAAGACCCUUCUAGGCCAUACACCACCACAUGCUUUUAACUAUGUAAAACAAUGGGGGAAAGAGGAUAUGCCCGAACUCACUGAUAACCAAUGGCUCCAGUCAUUGAAUGCCCUAAAAGGCCUCACAUCCUGCUUCUCUCAUGUAGAGGCACACAAAAAAGUGAUAUACCGGUGGUACCUUACCCCGCAAAGACUACAUCAAAUAUACCCCACAAUGGACUCCAAAUGUUGGAGAUGCGGCUCAAGGGAAGGGACCAUGACCCACAUCUGGUGGGAAUGUAGCGGGAUCAAACCCCUGUGGUCACAGGUACAACAACUAUUGGGAAAAACAUUAGGUUACACGGUUGACCUCACACCAAUGGUGGUGAUCCUAUUGCUCUUUCCACCCACAUGGAAAAAAGGAGCCAAGAAACUGGCCUCCACUAUCAUAUUAGCGGCUAGAAACCUCAUUGCUCUACAUUGGCGGAGCACAUAUUGCCCAACACACAGAGAACUACUGAACAAAAUAUACCAAUUUUAUAGAUAUGAAGUACUUUCCUCAGAUUCCCAUGCAAAAACACGGCUCACGGAACAGCUGUGGGAACCAUGGCUAUCACUAAUACAUCACCAUCCACUAUAA